UUCUCUAGGAAGGGAGUUGACCUCCAACGUGUCGAUGUACAACAUUUUGAAACCUGAGUAUAAAUUGGAGAAGUUGCUGAAGAAAUAGAAGUGAUUGCUUCAGGCAGUGGGAGUGCUGUCAGUGCUUUACAGCAAGGGCCUUUUAGGAUUCAAUAAUCCUUUAAUAAUCCAACUUCUGCUAGCUGACUACAUGGAGAAUAAUUGCUUUAAUAUGACUCCACUUGGCCCCAGUGCUCACAACAAGUUGGGUACAGUGUGUAUUUUUGGUACUGGUGACUUUGGCCGGUCACUGGGGUUGAGAUUGCUGCAAGCUGGCUAUUCAGUAGUAUUUGGGAGUCGAAAUCCCCAGAACUCAAGCCUGCUUCCCAAAGGAACACAAGUGCUUAGCCAUUUGGAAGCUGCACAGACUUCCAGUAUCAUUUUCAUAGCAGUUCACCGAGAAAACUAUGAAUUCCUGUCAGCAUUUUCCCAAGAACUGUCAGGAAAAGUGUUGGUGGACAUCAGCAAUAACCUGAGGAAGAACCAGUACCCAGAGUCUAAUGCAGAGUAUCUGGCCAAGCUGCUACCUCAAUCCAAUGUGGUGAAGGCCUUUAAUACAGUCUCUGCAUGGGCACUGCAGUCUGGCAGCCUGGACGCAAGCAGGCAGGUUUGUGUUUGUGGAGACAAUUGUGAAUCAAAGCAAAUGGUCAUGGACAUUGCACGGAGUCUCGGACUCACAGCUCUAGACCAAGGGUCUCUUCUGGCAGCCAAGGAACUAGAAAACUACCCCCUGCAGCUGUUUCCUCUGUGGAGACUGCCCAUGUACAUUGCCACAGGGCUGACUGCAGCUUUCUUUAUCUACUGUGUGCUCACUGAAAUAGUCUACACCUUUGUCACUGAGGGAAAAGAUCAUUCUUUCCGGAUUGUGGUUUCUAUUGCUAACCGCGUUUUCCCAAUUGUGUCUCUGAUUAUGCUAGCUUUGUGCUACCUGCCAGGUGUGAUUGCUGCUAUCUUGCAGCUUUACAAUGGCACAAAAUAUAAGCGUUUCCCUGACUGGCUCGACAAGUGGAUGCUCUGCAGAAAGCAGCUCGGGCUGGUAGCCUUGGCUUUGGCUUUUCUUCAUGUCCUGUACUCAUUGGUCAUUCCAUUAAGAUACUAUGCUAGUUACCACAGACACAUCUACACAAUUUCCCAGCUCAAGGAUAACAAGUCACUGACGUUUGACAAUAUCAUGGCCUGGCGUAAUGAUUCCUUCUAUUCCCUGGGGAUUCUGGGAUUCGGUCUGUAUGUACUAUUGGGAUUAACAUCUCUUCCAUCAGUCAGUAACAUGGUCAACUGGAGGGAAUUUCGCUUCGUUCAGUCCAAACUUGGCCACAUCACUCUCCUGCUGUGCACAGCUCAUACUCUUGUCUAUGGUUGGAACGCAUUCCUUUAUGUGUCUAGCUACAGGUGGUACCUCCCCCCUGCCUAUGUGCUUUCACUCAUUGUUCCCUGCAUUGUGUUGGUCCUCAAGCUCAUCCUUAUAACUCCGUGUGUGGACAGAGUCAUCACAAGGAUCAGACAAGGCUGGGAAAGAAAGCCAGCACAUGCUCCACAUGAUACAACUGGGCAAACCCUUGCUUUAUAAAUGCAUGAUAUCUGCCCUGUUACCAAAGUCAUGUGGAAGUAUUUGUCAUGAAUUUGUACUUUAUAACUUUUAUUCUGACUGAAGUAUAUGUUUAGAAGCACAGUGGAAACCACAACUUUAUGGAUCCGUUAUCAAUGCCAGUUUUAAAAUACUGUUAACUCUAUUAAGUGUAAUAGUCUGGCUGAAACAUUUGUGUUGUUCUCUACUUCUGUUUAAUGCAAUUUAUGUACAUUUUCAGAAAUGCACCUGUUUUUUUUUUUUUUGAUUCUGUAAAGAUAUUUCUGAUAGUCAUCAAUAUGAAUUGUUUUCAGUGAGUACAAAAAAAGGUUAAAAAAUAACUAAAUCAUUUUAACACAGCAGCUAUUUGUAAAGCGUGGAAUUAAAAUGAAUGUCUUCAGAGUAUAAUUAGCCAUGGAUACAUAUAAACAGGAAAUAACUCAAGCUUCUGGCUUUCAACAGUACUAUCAUACAGUACAUUAGUACACAAUCCUUCAUGUACGACACCAUGUGCAUUUUAGUGCUUUUUACUGUUUAAUAUGUUACAUUUAUGUGAAAUGCAAACACAUUUGAUUUACACGUAUUAAUUUACAUUAAUCAUUUAUAGUAUAUUAUUCUGAAAUAUUUAUUAUUUCCAGCAUUACUCAUUAUGAUUUACAUCCUUUCUAACAAAAACCCAUAAAUAAUGACGCAGGUAGCACUUCUUGAUUAUUUAAUUUAUGCCACCUUUUUUGUAUUAGUAUAGCAGUAGACCACAUUCAAUAAAUAAUUACAUUUGUUUUCUACCCAGGCUUUUUAUAUUUUCAUAUAUUUUCAAAUAUAAUAUUAUAUGGCAGAGCUUAACAUGAAAAUCUCUUGGGGUCCAAUUCCCUGUACAUGUUGAUCCACCCACAGAUAGCACAAACAGCCUUGCAAGUUAUUUGAGUAAGGCAAUGCAUACAGAUUGAUUAACAUGCUGCUCUUACAGUUUGAGACUCAACAACAAUUUCUUUAGACAGCUUAUGUUUUAAGAAACUACAUUUUAAGAUUUAUAACCUGCAGAUGAAUUUAGCAGGGGCAACAUUUCAGAUAUCAAUGGUGGUGGGGGGGUGACUUUAAUUUUAAUAUUAUAAAGGUUAAAUGUGCGUCUGCUGGUACAAUAAUUAAGCCCUGCUGGUUGUGUGACUCUGAGUUGUGUGUGCAGUGCACUGCGCCUUUUUACAUUGCUUUUGAACACAAACGAUAAUAGACCAAUCAGCACUGACCUGUCACAACAGGGGCGCAUAUUUGAUAAAUCGCACGGUUGCAGUCUCACGAGUGUCGGUUAGUAGUUGGAAUGCAUUAUAAGCUUGUAUACAGUAUAACAGUUAUUGAAAAUGUCACAAAAUAGAAUAUCAGGUUUGUUUGGAAAAUUCUCAGCGGUACCACAUGCACAAAUGCUGCUAAUGCUUCGUGGAGCAUUACUAAAAACACACAGUGACAUUCUAGACAUGUUAGAUCUCCAUUCCCUCAUGAACAAAAUCAUUAACAUGACACCGUUCAACCUUGGAGCCUUCUGACUGUCCUCGUCUACAACUAGUGCAACUAAAAUACAACAGUUCGGCCUGCUUUUAAAUGGCAGUAUUUAAGUGAAUCGUAACAGUAUAAGCUACUUUUCAAUUUGUUUGCUCUACACGUUUUAUGUUAAGCAUGUUGUAAACAUUGUAGGAAGGACUGUGGUUAAAGAUGUUUUUGCUUCAAUAGAUAAACAGGUGUUGAUGCUGCUUCAUUUCAUUAACACGUUUUAACAUAAAAGCAACAGAAUAAACUAGGGCAUGCAAACAUUUUCCCGCUUUUGAUAGGCGGAAGCUUGAGUUAGGGCAUUGUGGGACUAGGAUCCACAGGCUAUUGCUCCCCCUGCCCUAUCUAAAUGGUGCUCUUGAAACACACAAAGAAGUAAAGGAGAUUGUGGUUAAUGGCCAUGAUUGUUAUUAGGUUUGCUCUUUUUUGUUGUUUGUUUGUUUUAACAGACCAAAGCAGAAGUACUCAUUUAUUUACUAGUACUGUAUUUUCACUGACAUUUUUAGACAUUCAUGAAUUCAUUUUACAACAGAACUGAAAAAUAUAUUCUUUCAUGUUUACCUCUUGUUUUAUAGUUUUGUACCAUUUUAGGCUUCAACAGUUAUAUAGCUAUUAAUAUAGAUAUUAAUCACGUUGAUGCAUGUUUGUUACAACGGGGCAAAAGAGUAAAUUACUUAAGUAGAAAAACAUAUUUCUCAUUAUAUCUAAUUUUGUAACCUGGUUUUUACCUUCUGAAAAAAAUGUAAGUAAUUUUAACUGUGGAGUCAUUUUUGAGUUAUAUAAUGAAAACUAUGUGAUACCAUUUUUAUCGAAUUCUGUAUAUAUGUGGGGGAAAAAUUUUAUCACAAAUAAAUACAGCCAUUUUAUCACAAAUAAAUACAUUUUUCAACUUUAUGGGUACAGCCAUGAUCUUUCAUUCCAACUGCAUGAUAGUAUUGUACAGUCAUUAACCACAUCUGCCACAGUGCUAGACAUUACUCUUUAGGGAACAAAUAAUAAUGUUCAUACUAGUGAUAUCAUUACCUCCUCGAAUUCAGUUCCUAAUGGUUUGUUUUAAUGCAUUCUUUUAAUGUAUAGUUAAUACAAUUCUAUAAACAGGAGAUCAGCCAGUGUUCACUUUAAUGAUCCAUUUCAGAACAAGCUGUAAUAAUUUAUAGGUGCUGCUGUAUUAAUAGUUUCUUGCAUUUCUAGUUGAAAGCCUCCAUGUACAUGUCUUGAAUAUUUGUUUUUGAAAGUUGACAUAAACUGCAACUGUAGAACAGCCCAAUACCAUCAUUUAUGAUAUAUUCUAAGGUGAUUACAAGUUAUGUUGCAAUAUUAAUUCAGUUUCAGUUCCAGUUCUGGAUGAUGUAUUCACCAUCAUGAGUACAAUCCUUCAUGGUUUUCUUUUCAAGUGCCAUUUUGUAUGAAGGAUUUGUCACAUAUGGUUGUUCACAAACGUUAUCUGGUGUUGUUUGAGUUGUGUUGAGAGCAGCAAUUAGAUUUACUCCAAGCAAAUCCAAGAAAAGGCAAUCCAUGCCAAUUUUAAUUCUAUUGAACCUAGGAUCUGUAGAGUAUGAACUAGUACCAUUAUUGUCUGGUCGUUAUUAUUUCACCUGAUCUUGUCUAAACUGUAAACAGAUAUAAUUUAAGUACAACAUGUGUGUAUUUCUGAAAAGUUUGAGUUCUAAUUUACAGAAUUUGAGCAGCAGAACCCCAGGGUAAUAUUAAAAAUACACCAUUUCUUAUUAUACCGUGUAUUUGUAAUUAUGGUACUAUUGAAGCUGAUCAAGCAAACUUUCCUUGGGGCUUUCUAUUUAAAUCCAAUUACAAAAAUGAAUUCAUGUUAAAUCAACAGAAAAGAAAAUGGAAAAUCGUAUUGUUUAAUAAACUUGUCUUUGCUUUGUUAUUUUAGUUAUGCUUUUAAUUGCAGAACCUGAUUUUUAGAUUUGUUUAUUCUUUAUAAAGGUUAAUUUAUUGUGAAAUAAGUAAUUGAACACACAUAUCCAUGCUUUCAUUUCCACCCCUAGCAUUUCAUUGUGAAAAACUUAUGUCAGUAACAUCCCUCGCCACAGUUGGAAAUCAUAGUGAGAUAUUAUAGCAGCACGACGGUACUACUAUAGUUAGGCUUUAACUUUGUUUCCAUGUUAACCCUUUCCAAACUGGGUUUUUUUUUGUGGAUUUUUUAAAGAAAAUGCGCCAACUUGAUUUUUGUAUUUUUUUUAAUUUAGUAGUCAGCAAUUGUUUUUUUUUAUCAUUUUCUCCACAAUUUGGAAAAGCAAAUUACUAUUUUAUCACCGCUACGACCCCCGCGCUAUCUCGGGAGUGGUGAAUAGGAACAGAAGCUGUCCUCCGACGCGUGUGCCGUCAGCCGACCGCUUCUUUUACACACUGCAGGCCCACCAUGCAGCCACCUCAGAGCUACAGCGUCGGAGGACAACGCAGCUCUGGGCAGCUAACAGGCAAGCCUGCAGACCACAGGAGGCGCUGGUGCGCAGUGGUCUGAGGACACCAUGGUCAACCUAUACUGAUGUCACUGAUCAGAACCCCUAUUGCAGAAGCUGCACUGCCGAAACACUGCCUUGUUCUCUUUGGAGAGCAUGAGGCUUAGGAAUUGGUGAGCCUCACCAGAUGUCCCGAGGUGCUUGGCCUAUCUCCCUGAUCACCUGCACUGGGGUCUGCACUGUCAGGCAUGGUCAAUCAGAAAGUAUGGUGAAGCGGCUAAAGCCACAUUCUCAACCGGCAAAUAAAAAAAAAAUACAGUAAAGUAAAGUACAGUAAAUGCGUAGCAUAAGCAUGGGAGAAGCAUGCAAAAUUAUUGUGCAAAUUUAUGAUCAACUUUGUGAUCAACUUUUAUAAGGGUAGUGUUAUUUGCUUCUUAGUAAAACGAAACAACAACAUAAGCUGCAAAUAAAAUAUCUAUUGCUCAAACAUUAUAACUCGACUAAUAAACAGCACCCUUGUACCUAAAAUGUCUGUUGUAUAAGCAUUACUACUAAAAAUCAGGCUAAAAAAGCAAAAAAUAAAAAAUGUGAACAUUGCUUUUUAAAGAAAAUCAUCUACCUAAAUAACUAUCGAUAAAUGAUCGCUAAUGUAAUAUGUCCUGGCAUAUUAGUAAGGGCUAUGUGAGCAAGAACAUAAAUAAAGGAACAGAUAUAAAAUCGAAUAAUGAAUGGUCUUACCUUCCGGGUCUACAGAGAAAAUAAGAUCCAAAAGCUCUUCUUCCUCUAAAUCAGGAUCCUCCAACCUACUGGAAUAACAAAACUACCCCCAUUCUCCAAAACUAACUGCAACGCAGCCUGUGCAACUACCUUGUGAGAUCACUUGUUGAAUUUCACUUUACAAAAGUAGUUCUCUCUGUUUUCAUUCCUAACUAAAAUUGACAGGUUACGGAUGUAACCUUGGUUCCCUGAAAGAGAAGACGAACACCAACUCAUACCUUUGGGAUAUGCCUGCACAGGUCAGGUAUUCACUGAGCAUUUUAUGUCAAAGCUGCCGAUAAGCCCCUGGAGUGAUGUUCUUGGUCCCACCUCACCGAGGUAAUAAAUAGUCACCACACGGAACUUGUUCUCUUUUGCAUGUGAAUGUGAAUGAUGUGACCUCACAAGGUUUGGUGGUUGUCUUCUCUUUCAGGGAACUGGGGUUACAUCCUUAACCUAUUGUUCUCUUUCAAUUCGAUGAUGACCACCAGCCAAUACCUUUGGGAAGGUGUACAAAAGCCGUCGUGAUGGAGUAUGAGCGGGCAGCUUACGAGGGAAGUCUCACUAUCGCCAACUAGUGUUGAUGGUGUGAGCGUGCAACCUCAAGGACCCCUGUGCCUAAUAAAGGCAUAGAGGG
Polyodon spathula (Mississippi paddlefish) is the source of this 6958-nucleotide messenger RNA. Its product is annotated as metalloreductase STEAP4-like. The transcript is spliced from 5 exons. The coding region runs from base 191 to 1606 and encodes 471 amino acids. The record is from RefSeq and is a predicted model, not a curated record. NCBI's taxonomy places the organism in Eukaryota, Metazoa, Chordata, Actinopteri, Acipenseriformes, Polyodontidae. Gene Ontology annotation, molecular function: ferric-chelate reductase (NADPH) activity; cupric reductase (NADH) activity. Gene Ontology annotation, biological process: copper ion import. Gene Ontology annotation, cellular component: plasma membrane; endosome.